This is a messenger RNA of Neltuma alba, 1002 nucleotides long. RefSeq names its product transcription factor MYB16-like. The record is from RefSeq and is a predicted model, not a curated record. Lineage: Eukaryota; Viridiplantae; Streptophyta; Magnoliopsida; Fabales; Fabaceae. The transcript is spliced from 4 exons. Bases 1 to 1002 code for a protein of 333 amino acids.
AUGGCGAAGUCAUCAUCGUGCAGCGAGCAACUAGCAGAGUUGAAGAAAGGGCCAUGGACUCCCGAGGAAGACCAGAAGCUCAUGUCUUACAUUCAACUACACGGCCAUGGAAGCUGGUCUUCCUUUCCUGCAAGAGCUGGACUCCGAAGAUGUGGGAAGAGCUGCAGAUCACUGAGAUGGAUUAAUUAUCUAAGACCUGACAUCAAACGAGGCAACUUCAGCUCGCAGGAAGAUCAAACCAUUAUUCAACUUCAUGCUCUUGUUGGAAACAAAUGGUCGGUGAUAGCACGUCACCUGCCAAAGAGAACGGACAACGAGAUCAAGAACUACUGGAACACCAACCUUAAGAAGAGGCUCGCCGGAAUGGGUAUCGACCCCACCACACACAAGCCCAUCAACGACGCCACCAACCUCAGCCAUAUGGCUCAGUGGGAGACUGCUCGGCUCCAAGCCGAAGCCAGGCAACUCAAAGAAUAUUCUGAGCUUCAGAUCCAGAACCAGCUCGCCUCCUUCUCCUCUUCUCAGACACGGCUCAAUUCACGGUCGUCCGCCACAUCGAAUCCCUCAAAAGAGAACACCCCCAGAAUGCAUAGCAUGUACGCCAUGAUGCUCGCCACCGACGACCUGGAGUCGCCGGCGUCCACGUUGAGCUUCCCGGACACUGUCCCUGCCAACUCCAAAUGUACUGAUAGUAACACUUUCUUGGGGCUGAUCAAUCAAAGUUCACUUCCAUCCGCCACCGUCGUCGCAAAUGACAAUGGAGUCAUUCUGAAUGAAGCAUGUGGAGACAAAGUACGAAGUGUGGGGGGCGAAGACAAUAUUAUGGCAGCCUUGGAAGCAUUCAGAUCAACACGAUGCAACUAUAAUGACGAUGUGUUGGUGUACGGAUUUAAUGAGAUGGCACCACAACAAAACCUGGGAGUGGGGGAUGAUUGGGAAGCCAUUCUUAACCUCGUCAGUUCGCCCCCAUCCCCUGGAAGUAUUUGGUCUUUUGCAGAUUAG